Messenger RNA from Dictyostelium discoideum AX4, 1389 nucleotides. It is a transcript of the gene gadA, whose product is annotated as glutamate decarboxylase. The transcript has 2 exons. Gene Ontology annotation, molecular function: carbon-carbon lyase activity; pyridoxal phosphate binding; glutamate decarboxylase activity. NCBI's taxonomy places the organism in Eukaryota, Evosea, Eumycetozoa, Dictyosteliales, Dictyosteliaceae. The coding region runs from base 1 to 1389 and encodes 462 amino acids. Gene Ontology annotation, biological process: glutamate metabolic process. The record is from RefSeq and is a predicted model, not a curated record. Gene Ontology annotation, cellular component: cytosol.
AUGUCACUUCAUCAUGUCAAAACAAAUAAAUAUAAAGGUUUUUAUGAUUCUUAUGCAUCACCACCUGCAACAAAAGAAAUUUCAAAAUAUUCUUUAAAAGAAGAGUCAAAUAAACCAGAAGUUAUUAGAGAUUUAAUAAUUGAUGAAUUAUUAUUAGAUGGUAAUGCAAAACAAAACUUGGCCACAUUUUGUCAAACUGAUCUUGAUAAAGAGAUUCAUGUAUUAAUGGAUAAAUGUAUUGACAAGAAUAUGAUUGACAAGGAUGAAUAUCCACAAACUGCUGAAAUUGAAAGUCGUUGUGUUCAUAUUUUAGCGGAUUUGUGGAAUUCACCAGAAAGUUCUGAAACUAUUGGUUGUUCAACUACUGGAUCUAGUGAAGCUGCAAUGUUGGGUGGAAUGGCUUUGAAAUGGAGAUGGAGAGAAAAUAGAAAGAAACAAGGUAAACCAUUUGAUAAACCAAACAUUGUAACUGGUCCAGUUCAAAUUUGUUGGCAUAAGUUUGCACUAUACUUUGAUAUUGAAUUAAGAGAAGUACCAAUGGAACAUGACCGUUACAUAAUGACACCAGAGGAAGCCAUAAAACGUUGUGAUGAAAAUACCAUUGGUGUAAUUCCAACAUUGGGUGUAACAUUUACACUACAAUAUGAAGAUGUUAAAGGAAUUUCAGAAGCUUUGGAUAAAUUUGAAAAAGAAACCGGACUUGAUAUACCAAUUCAUGUCGAUGCAGCAAGUGGUGGUUUCGUUGCACCCUUUCUUCAACCAGAAAUUGUUUGGGAUUUUAGACUACCACGUGUUAAAUCAAUUAAUGGCUCUGGUCAUAAAUUUGGUCUAUCUCCAUUGGGAGUUGGCUGGGUCGUAUGGAGAGGUAAAAAUGACAUUCACAAGGAUUUGGUAUUCGAUGUCAACUAUCUUGGUGGCAAUAUGCCAACAUUUUCAUUGAAUUUCUCACGUCCAGGUGGUCAAAUAGUAUGCCAGUACUAUAACUUUUUGCGCCAUGGUCGUAGUGGAUAUACCGCAGUUCAUCAAGCUUGUCUAGAUCAUGGUAUUUUCAUUUCCAAGCAAGUUAAAAAACACGGUAUUUUUGAUAUUGUUUAUGAUGGUACUGGUGCACUUCCAGGUGCAUGUUGGAAAUUGAAAAAAGAUGCAAAAGUAAAAUUCAAUCUCUUUGACCUUUCAGAUAGAAUGAGAAAUAGAGGUUGGCAAAUUGCAUCCUAUACUCUACCAAACUUACCAGAUAUUGUAGUUCAAAGAGUAUUAAUUAGACAUGGUUUCAGUCAUGAUAUGGCAAUGCUCUUAAUUGAAGAUUUCAAUCGUAGUAUUGAAUAUUUUGAUAAACAUCCAAUGGUUCAAAGUAUUUCAAAAGAUGAAGGUCAAUCAUUCCAUCAUUAA